CCUGUAUUCCAUUCAGUCUAUUGUUGUGCUUCUGGUAUUCAGGACAUUCCAGGAAAAUGCUGAAGUGUUCACAGCUUAAACUUUCUGAAAGGAGGUCGGUCCCAAAACUGAUUCAUAGUAACACGGUUGGUGAUUCUAUAGUUGUACGGCCUUGUACUCAGCGAAAUAUUACUGAAGUUCCACAAAAGCUAUCACACAUUCAAAAUGUCACAGAAAAAAGGCUACCACCAGAACUGAGAGUUAUUUCAUUAAACUUGGAAGACCAACCGAACACCAACAAUGAUAAGAAGAUAACAAGAACUCCCUAUAGAAUGCCUUUAUUUUGUACUCAUUUCAAAAGUCUUAAAAAAAAUUACCAACGCGAUAAGAAGAAUAUAGAUGAAAAUUUCAUAGUCCGUGGUUUUGAAGUAGGAAGUGCAGCUACACACCUAACCUCAUCAAAUGUUGAAAGCAAUACCGACGAUUAUGAUCCGGAUGAAGAUGAUCUUAAUUUCUUACGAAAUGGAAUACAAAUCCAACUGACCGAUUGUUGUCAGUGUGUUUGUGAUUUGUUCAAUAGCAGUUUUCCAAUAUCACAUGAUAGUCAUGAAAUGAGUUAUGUCACGAUUGAAACUUGUAAUUCAUUGAGACCGUUUAGACAAAAGGAUUUAGUAUCUCCAACACCAAGAAUUGAAACACAACCAAAUAAUUUACUUGAUCCUGAUAUUUUGAAAGUUAUACGUGUAACAAUGAAUAAUAAAAAUUUAACAGAUUGUAAAUAAAAAAUUGAGAGUGUAA
Molecule: messenger RNA, 777 nt
Organism: Episyrphus balteatus (marmalade hoverfly)
Lineage: Eukaryota; Metazoa; Arthropoda; Insecta; Diptera; Syrphidae
Exons: 3
Coding region: 57-761 (234 amino acids)
Source: RefSeq, a predicted model, not a curated record